Molecule: messenger RNA, 468 nt
Organism: Strongylocentrotus purpuratus (purple sea urchin)
Lineage: Eukaryota; Metazoa; Echinodermata; Echinoidea; Camarodonta; Strongylocentrotidae
Product: platelet glycoprotein Ib alpha chain
Exons: 2
Coding region: 1-468 (155 amino acids)
Source: RefSeq, a predicted model, not a curated record
AUGUGCGGUAAGCUGGAUGGACCUGUCGAGAUGCAGGAAACUAACUGGGAAGACUUGAAGGAAUUUCUGGUGAAGGCUGCCACUACUUUUCCCAUCCCAUCAAAGCCACCUUUGGAUUUCUGUCGAAAGCAAUGGCCCCCUACAACUGUUCCGACCCUUGGAACAGACACCCCACCAAACCCUACAACUGUUCCGACCACUGGAACAGACACCCCACCAAACCCUACAACUGUUCCGACCACUGGAACAGACACCCCACCCAACCCUACAACUGUUUUGACCACUGGAACAGACACCCCACCAAACCCUACAACUGUUCCGACCCCUGGAACAGACACCCACCAAACCCUACAACUGUUCCGACCACUGGAACAGAUACCCCACCAACCCUACAACUGUUCCGACCACUGGAACAGAUACCCAACCAAACCCUACAGCUGCCAACAAUCAUCCCGUGCUCGUGGCUAA